AUGGCUCAGCCUAAUUCGAAGCAAUCAGUAAGUCAGAAUUUUAACCUCGGGGGUUCUCAUUUGAGAUCUUCAUCACAACCCACAUUUUAUGGUUCCAAUUGUUUGCCCCCUUUAAGCCCCUUGCCUCCUAAUGAGUCGUCAUUGGUUUCAUCAAGCACUAAUCUCAAGGACACAUUAGUGGAGGAAAUUGAUGUCAGUUUGCGAGGGUCGGUACUUGUGCCUUCUUUUCCACGGGAAAGUGUAUUUCGAGGCAAUGAUAGUCUGCCCCCUCGCAAAGGGCAUUGCCGCUCUAAAAGCGAUGUUCCAUUAGGAUUCUCUGCAAUGAUCCAUUCUUCGCCUCAGUUACUGCCCAUAAGUGGCCAGGGAGUAAUGGGGAAAACAUCUGUCAAGAGUGAGACUUUAGGAAAUGAUAAGCCUGUUAUGAUGAAGAGAUGCGACACAGAUUCAGUUAGUGAUGGGAGGAACACUGCUGAGGGGACAGGUGAGAGGAAAUCAGAGGGAGAGGUUAUAGACGAGCUGUUUAAUUCGUUGACGAAUAUGAACCGUGUACAUGGAGUUAACCCUUCUUUCAUGGAAAAUAAAGAUAAGGACAACAUCGUUAGUGGUACAGUGAAUAAUGGUAGUAACAAUGGCAAUAUUGAAUCAAAAAGAGUCUCGAGGCACGAGACAAAUACUAGGGAAGGAGUCAAAAGGAGUGCUCCUGGAGAUAUUGCUCCCCCAGCCCGACACUACAGGAGUCUAUCGAUGGAUAGUGCUAUUGGAAAUUUCCAAUUAGGUGAAGAGUCGCCAAAGUUACCAACCUCUCUAGGUAAUUGGGGGGGUCAGCUUUCACCGAGCAAUUCAGUGAGUCAAAACACAGCUAAGCUCAACUUGGACUUUGGAAGUGGUGAAUUUAGUGAAAUUGAGCUGAAAAAGAUCACGGCAGAUGAGAGACUUGCAGAAAUUGCAUCAUCAGACCCAAAACGUGCAAAGAGGAUUUUGGCCAAUCGCCAGUCAGCUGCUCGUUCCAAGGAGCGGAAGACGCGUUACAUCUCGGAAUUGGAACACAAGGUGCAAACUCUUCAAAUGGAGGCAACCAUGCUGUCAUCCCAACUUACUGUUCUACAGAAAGACCAUACUGAGCUAACAGUUCAGAACAAUGAAUUGAAAUUCCGCCUUCAAUCUCAGCAGCAACAAGCCCAACUUAGAGAUGCACUGCACGACAAAUUAACUGCAGAAGUCCAGCGUCUAAAGCUUGCAAACAUGGAGCUCAGGGAUGAGGGAAAAUCGUCCAAUUGCACAAGCCAGCAGGGACAGAUGAAGCACCACAUCUUUCAAAUGCAGCGCCAGCAGCCCAAUCAAAUCCAAUGA
Molecule: messenger RNA, 1350 nt
Organism: Fraxinus pennsylvanica
Lineage: Eukaryota; Viridiplantae; Streptophyta; Magnoliopsida; Lamiales; Oleaceae
Source: the annotation of a GenBank genome assembly